Molecule: messenger RNA, 2397 nt
Organism: Aureobasidium vineae
Lineage: Eukaryota; Fungi; Ascomycota; Dothideomycetes; Dothideales; Saccotheciaceae
Source: the annotation of a GenBank genome assembly
AUGAAGUUCGGCACCACCCUGCGCAAUGCCGUGUACGAGCCGUGGAGGGAGUCGUACGUCGACUACGCCAAGCUCAAGAAGCUGCUGAGAGAGGACGACUCAGCAAAAGGCAAGGACGACGCCUGGACCGACGAGGAUGCCCAAGCCUUCUACGCCGAGCUGGUCAACUCGCAGCUCGAGAAGGUCACCAACUUCCACAAGUCGACCUACCAGAAGCUGCGCGACCGCACCGCCAAAUGCGAGUCCAAGCUGGACCCCGUCGCCAAAGCCGUCCAGGAGACUGACACUCCCGCUACCUCAUAUGCCGGUGCUGCAAAGAAGCCCUCUCCCUCGGAGGGCGAGAGGAAGCGCAUUCUGAAGGAAGUCCUCGAGGAGCUGGACCGCAUCACCAAGGACAUCAACGAGCUCGAAAAGUAUAGCCGCAUCAACUACACUGGCUUCCUCAAGAUCGCAAAGAAGCACGACCGCAAGAGAGGUGGCCGUGUCUCGAGCAUCCGCCCGCUGGUCAAGUCCAGGAUGGCCGAUGUUCCCUUCAACAACGAGGACUACUCUCCCNUCCUCUACCGUCUGUCGGCCAUGUACUCGUUCGCUCGCCAGAACCUCGAGGGCCAGGACCGUCCCCUCUCGCUCGUCGAGUCUGUCGCUGGCGAGGAGAGCUACGUCACCCACAAGUUCUGGGUUCACAUGGACAACCUCCUCGAAGUCAAGACCAUCAUCCUCCGUCGUCUCCCCGUCCUCGUGUACAACCCCCAGACCGAAAAGAUCGCCGAGGGCUCCCAGCAAGAUCCCUCCAUCACCUCCAUCUACUUUGACAAUCCCGACUUCAACCUCUACUCCAACAAGGUCGAACACAAGACCGACGCCUCCAACCUUCGCCUGAGAUGGUACGGCAAGCUAAGCCAGAAGCCUGAGAUCAUGUUUGAGAAAAAGACUGUCAAGACCGAGAACACCAGCGCCGACGAAAGGUUCCCCAUCAAGGACAAGUACAUCCAGCCCUUCAUCAAGGGCGACUACCACAUGGAGAAGGCCAUCGAGAAGCGCUCGUCGCGUCAUAUCUCCGAGGACCGGAUUCAGUCAUUCAAGAAGAGCGUUAACGACAUUCAGUCAUUCAUCAAGGACAAUGACUUGCAGCCCAUUAUCCGCGCCAACUACACUCGUACUGCUUUCCAGAUCCCCGGUGAUGACAGAGUGAGAAUCUCGAUCGACACCAAUCUCGCCUUCAUCAAAGAAGAUGCUAUUGAUGUUGACCGUCCCUGCCGCGACCCCGAAGACUGGCACCGCAGAGACAUUGACGAUGCCGAGAUGGAGUUCCCUUUCAAGUCUAUCCGCAAGGGCGAACUCGCCACCUUCCCUCACGCAGUCCUUGAAAUCAAGGUCAAGAACGACAAGGACUACGAAUGGAUCGAGGAUCUGAUGAACUCACACUUGGUCAAGGAGGCUCCCAAAUUCUCCAAGUUCGUCCACGGUGUUGCUUCUCUCUUCGAAGACAAUGUCAACACCUUCCCCUUCUGGCUUUCCACCCUUGAGGAGGACAUCCGUCAAGACCCCGAAGACGCUUUCGAGAAGGAGCAGGCCAAGAAGCAAAAGCAGCAAGAAGACGAGCUGGCUGUCGGUAGUUUAAUGAAGAGCAAGAGCCACUCAUCAUACAAGCCUGGCGGUAUCUCACCUGUUGGCUCGCCCACAGACAAGACUGGCAGCUUCCUCGACCGCCGUGCUUCUCGUCAGAGUGCCCUCAAGACGGGCGGCCAGUCGCUUGGAAGCGUCGCGCGCUCCCAGCCUACUGGUAUGGCAGCUGUCGCAGAUGAGCCGGACUCUGACGACGACGGCCGCCAGGCUCACAACACUGAGGCCACCACCCAAUCCGGUCUGCAAACUCUCUUCCCAUCCUUCUCGACUUCCAAGUACGCAGCGAACCGCCGCACUCGCGACAUGCCUCUGCCUGCUGGUGUCCAAAAACCCGAAUACUGGAUCAAGGACCAGGGCCCUGUCAAGGUCGAAGCCAAGGUCUGGCUUGCUAACCAGCGUACUUUUAUCAAGUGGCAACACAUUACCGUCCUCCUCGCCUCAUUGAGUUUGGGUCUUUUCAACGCCGCUGGUGAGAACAACAACAUCGCCCGUGCGCUGGCGCUCGUCUACACUCUUGCCGCAGUCUUCACUGGUGUCUGGGGCUGGGGUGUUUACCAAUGGAGAAGUCGUCUCAUCGAGCAGCGAAGUGGCAAGGACUUUGACGCUCUCACUGGUCCUGUCGUCGUCUGUGUUAGUCUCUUUGUCGCACUGAUUCUGAACUUCGUCUUCAAGUAUCAGGAAAUGCGUCACAAUGCAGAGCACCACGGUCAUGGCCACCACCAACAUUCCAACCAGACUCACUCCAUCUUUGGCAUGGACGAGUUGAAGUAA